Molecule: messenger RNA, 2534 nt
Organism: Scutellospora calospora
Lineage: Eukaryota; Fungi; Glomeromycota; Glomeromycetes; Diversisporales; Gigasporaceae
Source: the annotation of a GenBank genome assembly
AUUUUGGAUUCGCAAAUCAAUUCAAUGGUGCUCAUGACGAUUUGAUGGCCACAUCUUGUGGUAGUCCUUGUUAUGCUGCACCAGAGUUGGUAAUCAGCGAAGGGUUAUAUGUUGGAAGUGCUGUAGAUAUUUGGAGUUGUGGCGUUAUUUUAUAUGCCAUGUUAUCAGGAUAUCUUCCUUUCGAUGAUGAUCCUUCAAAUCCCGAUGGUGAUAAUAUAAAUUUGUUGUACAAAUAUAUUAUUAAUACUCCGUUGGCUGCAAACCCGAUGAAUUCAUUAGUAUCACAAGAUGCAUAUAUCCAUUCUGGUGUUUCAAUUUCGAAUAAUUUCCUAACUCCUGAUUAUGUUGUGGAACAAAAAAACGAUGCUUCCGGUAAUAUUACCGUUAAACGUCAUACCAUUCAAGUAGAAUAUGAAUAUCCUGAUAAUAAUGUUGAAGGUUAUAUCGAUUAUCCUGAUGAAGAUUUUCAAUUUGUUGAUGGAACUCGUCUUGGUUCAACAAUUGUACCUGUAGCAACAUCUGAUAUGAUAUUAGCUGAAGAACAGGAAGAAAUAUUAAUAAAUGAUUAUGACACUUCUAAAAAUGAUACUUCACAAAAUCAUUUAGCUGCUACAUCAUCUUCUAAAACAGAUAAACAUUUUAGUAUAACAUCAACUGCAUCUGGUAAUUCUGAUAAAAGCAGUGGACCAGGAAGUACUCCACCAGGAACUCCAUCAACAACUACUAGAAAUUCUGCAAAUGCUGGCACAGGUUUAUUCACUUUAUUUGAAAGUGAUCCAAAUAAUAUAAGUCAAUUAAAAGAUAAAACUCCUAGAAUUAAUAAUGUAAAUAGUAAUCUUGUUCUACCUCCUCCAAAUGAUAAUUUCCAACCGGAUUUACAAAAGAACUCAUCCCCAACUCCCAAAAAGAGAGAUGCUCCACGCACUAGACCUGUAACUGUACAUGGUCCUCCAUCUGGUUCCCAAGACUUUCUAUCAAUGGUACCAGGUUAUAAACAAACUUCUAAAAAUGCAUCUUCGAAUGACCAGAUUUCAUCACAAAAUAACAAUGUUAAUUCACUAAAACCAAAAAUUCCUCCUGUAACCACUCCACCUACCAUACCUUUACCUGCAAUUCCGGAUAGACAUGACUCAUUAACAUCUGUAAACCAAAAGAAACAAAAAAUUCCUUCAUCAGAAAAAAUUAAUCAAUAUACUGAAAAUGUUCCAUCACCAAUAGAAAAUGGUUCUUUAAUUACAAAUAAUAUUAUCAAUUCUGAUUUAAAUGAAGAAUCGAAUUCAAUUAAUUCAAAAACACAACCCUUACAAUCUACACAAUUACCACCACCAUCUCAAAAUGUUGAUAUACAAUCUGAUACUGCUUCUGAUUCAACUAGUCUUAUGGAUGAUGGUAGUGAUUCUAGGAGCAAAAGAGGUGGUAAAAGGAAAGCUUUGAGCUUAAUGGUUGAAUCAUUUAAAGGGCCUACUAGUCAUUCGACGCAUAGUGUUGCUACAAGCAAUAAUGUACAAACAAAAGAUAAGAGGAAAACCCUCGGUAGUGGUACACCUUCUAGUAGUUCUAGUGCUGCUAAGAAAGUUAUGGAUUGGUUUAGAAGGAAAUCUUUGGUAAAAGAUCCUAUAACUACACAUAAUUCUACCAAGAUUCCCAAAGUUGAUAAAACUGGAACAACAAAUGGUGAAAUUUCUGCCAUUCGCUCCAAGAGUAAAUCUAAGAGACAAAAAAAUAAUCCUGCAUUAGUUGUCACUCAACCUAAUAGUAGUACAAAUUCUCCUUCAUCAUCACGUCAAUCUACAAUGUCUUCUUUUAAUAAUGUGGACACUAAACUUCGUUUACAUCAUGGUGCUGUCGAUAAUCAAGCCUUAACUGAACGACCUCCUUAUGAAAUUUUCAUAGUAAUUAAACAAACCCUAGUUAGUAUGGGUAUAGAAAUAAAACGUGAAGGAGAAUUCAAAGUUAGAUGUGUGAGACGUAAGAAGAAGGUUGUUGAUAACAAAUCCUCUGCUAAAGAUAAAUCUUCAAAGAUCAAAGAUACUUUGACAAUAUCUGAGGGUUCUGAAAGUGUUUUAGAUUUGACUGUUGAAAAGAAACGUAGAAAAUACUCGGCUGGACCAUUUAAAACUUUGUUGCGUCGUACAAGUUCAAACAACACCAACCAAUUGUCAUUUACAUCAUUAUCUAACAGCAGCUAUAAAUCAAAUCAAACACCAGACGAAUCGGUAUCUGCUUCUGCACCAAAUAGUCCUACAAUAGGUCCAAUUAUGACACUUACCAGUCCAAUGAAUAGUCCAGUCUCAACCUUAGCUCCAGAAGUAUUAUAUGGUGAUCCUACAACAGAUUCAGGUGAAGAAAUUAGGUUUGCCGUAGAAUUAUGCCGCCUUAAGAAUCUUCCUGGAUUAUACAUUGUGGAUAUCAAAAGAAUGAAGGGUAAUCUUUGGGCAUACAAAUUUUUGUAUCAUACUCUUCUCGAUAAGUUGGACCUAAAGGGUAAAGGAGGUUAUUUAACUAUUGGAACAAGUGGUGGAAUAAUGCCAUAA